Messenger RNA from Bombus huntii, 6212 nucleotides. RefSeq names its product RNA-binding protein fusilli. The transcript has 12 exons. NCBI's taxonomy places the organism in Eukaryota, Metazoa, Arthropoda, Insecta, Hymenoptera, Apidae. Bases 558 to 2687 code for a protein of 709 amino acids. Gene Ontology annotation, biological process: regulation of RNA splicing. The record is from RefSeq and is a predicted model, not a curated record. Gene Ontology annotation, molecular function: mRNA binding. Gene Ontology annotation, cellular component: ribonucleoprotein complex; nucleoplasm.
GGGGUUGGCCAGUGUUGCACGAUACCUUGCCACUCGCGACGCGCGGCGGUUCGUCGACGGUGAUAGAGCCGCGGAAACACGGAUUUUUAAGUCGCGCGGCCACUUUCCCGGGCUCCGUACACGUCCUGUUAUCGUCGCGAUACCCGAGAGCCGCGAGCGAACGUGGCGCGCCGCCAACACCGUAGACAUCGCGCUAUCGUCCUACGGACCGGGGAUUACGGUCGUCGAUCCUUAACCUCAAAAAUAAAUAAGACAACGAUGUCGUUGAAAAAGGAUAGCAAGAGUAGUCUGUGUUGAAGAACGUGAUCGAGCUUUAAAGUGGAACGGUGAAGGUUUUACUCACAGGUGGAGUACAGCCGGAGGAUUAAUAACACGAGUAUUAAGCGUGGAGUUAGUUUUUCGGCCUCGUCCAGGACACGGUUACGUGUCGUACGUUCCGUGGCCGCACGGUGAAGUGUGCUACUUCGAUAGGUAACAGGGUUCAGGUGUACGUUGACCCAGAAGUGAGUAGUGUUCGGGACGGAUAGCGACGGCAACGAAAGGUAGACCCUGGCACGAUGCAGACGCAGGCCGCUACGAGGGGACCGACUCACUUGGUCGCCCUUUAUGUGGCGACGGCGGGUCUCCAGGGUAAUGCUCUCGGCUCCGACGAGGAAGAGAUCACGCUGUUGGUUUACGUGCUCAUCGACGUGCAACAGAACAGGGUAAUGGGAAGGCAACAGUAUAUUGUACGACCGAUGGUAAUGGACGAAAGUUGUACUCCUGGAACCGGUAGCGACAAUCCGGCGAUUGCCGGAAGUAGUGGAGUCAUCAGCGAAGUAGCGUUAGCACACGCUCCGGCGUUAUCCGAAAGAAAUCUUCGAGAGCACGGAAUUCCUCUGGAGCAAGCUAUCGAGAAGUUUGAAGCAUGGUGGUCCGCCAUGUCGUGCGUGACGUCCGGUUCCGCACCACGUUUCGUCGUAGACGGCCAGGCGCCGAUGAGACAAUGCUUACAUCCAGAGGCCUGCAACAAAGACAUCAACCUGCCAGAACAUUAUACCCUCUUUCACGAUCUCCGGAAGGAAUUCGUUGCUUGCUACUCUACCCAUGGAGAGCUCUCGACAUUUGGAAUACAAGAGAUGAUGGAAUAUUUUGGCCUACCGUUAGAUACUGAGAACGAGUUCUAUGUGCAUGAAAUACAAGAUAUGAUCUGUGUAAUACAGAGGAUGAUAAAAGAUGGUCACGUCUUCCAAAAUCCUGAAACAGUCAAUAUCGUUUUAGAACCUGGUAUAUGCUCAAAAGAUGAAGAAGUUGACAAUGGCUGUGUAGUAAGAGCUAGAGGUCUUCCUUGGCAAUCAUCGGACCAGGACAUAGCAAAAUUUUUUCGUGGCCUAAAUGUUGCCAAGGGUGGUGUAGCUCUGUGUUUAAGUCCUAUGGGAAGACGUAACGGAGAAGCAUUAGUACGAUUUGUUAACAAAGAACAUAGAGACAUGGCGUUAAAAAGACACAAACACCAUAUGGGUGGAAGGUACAUAGAAGUAUACAAGGCAUCUGGAGAGGAUUUUGUUGGCGUCGCUGGAGGAACUAGCGGGGAAGCUCAUGCAUUUUUAUCUAGAGGAGCUCAAGUUAUCGUUAGAAUGAGAGGCUUGCCUUACGAUUGUGUCGCUAAACAAGUGUUGGACUUCUUUUUGUCAGGGCAAAAGCCCUGUCACGUAUUGGAUGGAGAAGAUGGAGUUUUAUUCGUGAAGAAGCCGGAUGGUAGGGCAACUGGAGACGCGUUUGUUCUUUUUGCUAAGGAAGAAGACGCAGUGAAGGCUCUAAGUAAACACAGAGAUUGCAUUGGUAGCCGGUAUAUAGAACUUUUUCGAAGUACGAUUGCCGAGGUGCAACAGGUUUUGAAUAGAGCGAUUGAUCCGAAACAGAUCGUACUUCCAACGCCGCCUAUUCCACAACUUCCUCCCAUACUUCCACAACAUAUUAUCACCUCAGGCACGCGUAAAGAUUGCGUUAGAUUACGCGGUCUUCCAUACGAAGCUCUUGUCGAACACAUCCUCGAGUUCAUGGGCGAACAUUCUAAGAAUAUUGUCUACCAGGGUGUUCAUAUGGUUUACAAUGCUCAAGGUCAGCCAUCCGGCGAAGCGUUUAUUCAAAUGGACAGCGAAAGUUCGGCAUAUGCAUGCGCGUCGCAGCGACAUCAUCGGUAUAUGAUAUACGGCAAGAAACAGCGAUACAUCGAAGUAUUCCAGUGCAGUGGGGAUGACAUGAAUCUGGUAUUGACAGGUGCAGUAACUCCAGCGUCAACCAAGGCUCUGCUAUCACCCGGAGGCACGAUGUUGCCACCACCACCAGUCGCGAUAUUUCCGCCUGCUGCUGCAAUGCUACCGCGUGGACCACCGCAGUUUGCAGCACCUUAUCCGCCUCCAAUUUUCUAUUGGCCCUAUCCUUCACCGCCUGUCAGUCCAACCAAUUAUUAUAAUCCAGCGAAUGUCGGUGGGAUCGCGGCGAUUCCUCAACAGGCAGCUUUGUUAACUCCGGCGGAAUGUCUGCAAUUAGCACCAGGAGCAACUGUGCCUGCUGCGACCACACCAACCGCAGAACCGACGCGUAUCGACGCUUUCCUCCCUCGAAUGGAUUUGGAAAAGCGUGUACCUGUUCCAGCACCUCCCCAAGCAGAAUGCAAUCCAUUCAUCGAAGUAUUCAUGGUGUGAUGACGAUUGUCCGAUCAAGAUUCAUGCGAUUCUCAGCAGGAUUGAGUGAAUCUUUUAGCCUCGCACGAUAGUAACUGAACGGUUACGUUUAUUUGCUGCUUGUAAAAGAAGGCAACGUAUCGUCGUACACCUGUACGUGCGAUAAGAAGAAUCCUUGUCUUAAAACAGCUUCGAGGAAAUUCGCGAUACGAAGUCUCGAAAGGUAUCCAACGUGACUGGAUUCGCAUCUUUUUCUUAUCUUCGAAAGAAGCUCCCCCCAUCUUUCACCCCGUAAAUCUAACGUGUCGCAGGGUGGCACGUUCCUUUCUAGUCUAGAGACAGAUGCAAGUCGUCGUAGCAUAACGCAGUGACGUCGUUUCUUUCUCGUCGUUUGUUUCAGUUCCUCUGGAACAGGACGCGCACGGCACAUUUUCUAUUCUCCUCAUCCCCCCGUGUUCCCCCUCUGGGCUUCUGUUCUGUCACCCCAUCUUCACGUCUGUUUCUUUUUUCUCGCUUUAUUCCAUUCGCCGCUCUGUGAUUAAGCAUCAGGACGCUAGAUGCAUACGUUCCCGGGAGCGACGAACCGCGAUCAGCUAGCAUCGUCUGGUCGUGUCACUAAUAUACCGUGGCGUUCCAGAAUAAUUCACGUUUCGAUCAUUUUAAGUAGGCUCGCUGGGAAUCAAUGACCGCAACCGUAUGGCUGAUAUUCGGAAUUUGAGCAACGAAUUGAACGCAUGACGCGUUAGCAUUCAAUUCGUACGAAGAUUGGCUCGCAUUGGCACAUUGUGGUUCCGAGUAUCCGGCUAUAGUAUAAUAUUACGAUCGAACGUGUUAACUACGAUAAUCUCUACUCUGGUUAAUAUAGCGAAAAAAGACGAAAAAGGAGAAGUAAAAUCACCGGCGUGAUAUAGCGCUUUUAUUUUUAGAGUUUUACUUAAUUUAAUAUAAAGUUUUUAAAUAUGAAAUUUAUAUAUAAUAUAUACCCUAUAUCGCGAAUUUAUCCGAACGAGAUACGUUAUCGUCGUUGGUUCGCCGUAAAGUUGUCAAGUUUUAUUAUUAUCGAGUAAGUUAUUCGACUCCAAAGUGUCGGUUCAUGUUAGCUUCCGGCUCAUCGGUUUGCCUGAAUCGCUGUAGGAGACUACGAUUCGCGCGAUAACGACGAUCUAACGAUACUUUGUCAUCGGAUCGCGCCACGAAUGCUGCAAACAUUUCGCGAACCUUUUCCUUUAAGAUAUCGUCACCACCUCGAGCCAAUUUUUAUCAUCGGUUUCUGCUUGUAAUCGAUCGUAUCUGUUUGUAGUAAAGUACAUACGUAUAAUUACGGUUCUUCUACAGUGACUGCUAUAUAAUACAUAUGUUAUUUAACAUACACAAGUUAUUUAACAUUGGUAAACCAGGUCGAGAAUGCUGAUACCUGAGAUUUUUAUCGAUCGCUCAAUCACGUAAUUAGUUUAUAUAAUUUUUAAACGCUAUUUUUCCCCAGUAAAGCGAUACGUUUCAACAUUUUUUCACCCCUUCCUCGUUGCAGUGUAUUAGUUUAGAAUUAGUUGCAACGUAUAGCGGAUCUUUCGAAUAAUUUUCUGCGCAAAAAGAAGUAAGCCUUGACGAGUUUUUUCAAAUCUUAUUAGAAUCGAUAGUGCAAAUGUCAUUGGCUUAUAUAAUUACGCACGAGAGAGGGAUGAAUUAUACAUUCUUUGGAUAAAAAUUGAGUUGAGAACAUGUCUCUGCAGUUUUGCAAAUGUUCCUCUCUGUUCUUGUUCCUGCAAACCGCGCUCGUGUAUAAAGGUGCAAUUUUAGAUAUAAAGAGUGACGUUCGAAAAGCCAGGGUCGUUUUAUCGCUAAAAGUUAAGCAUCAUAAAAAGUCGUCAAAUAUCUUACGAAUAACAUAAUAUAUAUACAUUAUAUACGAAUAUAUAGAUAUACAUAUUUUUCAUAAAUAUUACACUACAGCUAAGUUUGAAACGAGCUUCGAUAAUAAUCGAUAAUCGACGUGUAGUUGUAGUUGCCAAAAACUUCACCGUACAUUCUGACUUAAAGAAACAAGAAAUACCAACAUAUAUAACAUGAAUAUCUUUCUUUCAAUUGAGUUUAUAUUUUUGCAUCCGUGCGAGUUAUAAAAAUUGAAAGAACGCAAGAUCGAAGACGAGAGAACAGGUUAUAUAUGGAUCGAUCAAUAAUAUCGAGACCUUUAACUAACAUCGCCACCAUCGAAACUCUCGAUUCAAAGGUACCUGAAGUUGUCUGAUCGUACGUACGCGCUAAAACUAUUAGCAGAGCUAUUAGUGACACGCGGUGUGUUGUAUUUCGUUUAGCGAUUCGUUUGGUCGCGAUGAAAAGUGCAAUGAAAAGUGACGAGGUGAUUCGAAAAUACUAGGGCUGCGAGUUAAUAUCGCCGGCUCGUAAGAAUAAGUGUUUUAGGAAUUAAGUUAAACUGUAAGAGAUAAAAAAAACAGUGCUCCGAUUUAACGAGCACCAUGAACAAACCGCAUUGUUGAUUCUAUUUCUCGUUACCGUAACGUGCUAUGUCACACAAUAUUGGUGCAAUAAUUUUUCCCUUCUUCUUUGUUUCUUGCUGUGACAUACGUUAUAGGGACCAAAAACACUAGUUCCCCGUACUGAGAAAUAUCAGGUAAAGUACUAUCAUUGUUAUUCGUAUUAAAUUAAUUAUUUCGAACAAUGUACAUCGAUAUUUUUCAAAUUCGCAAUGAAUUAUUUAACGAUUUUGCUUCAGUUUAUUUUCUACACAGAUCGAUGGUUAUUUUACUUAAUUAAUUAUUGUAGUUCCUGAUCGUACGUCAUAUAUGGAUAGUUCCUACCGAACGGCGUUCUCCUGAUUUCUAAGAUGAUUUCUCGUGUUAGAUUUAAACAAAAAAUUUUAUCUCGAAUUAUGCUCACCCGAUCUGAGAAACAGACUAGAACAAAAUAUUUAAAUAAUUCAUGCAAAUUUAAUGGAAUUAUUCCGUAGACGGAAAUUUUUAGCUAUUCGAUCUCGGCGUGACUCUCCUAUCAUGUUAGUAUAAUAGAAAAUUGUAUAUACAUACGUUUGUAUGCCUAUCUUAUAAUAAGAUUCAGCAUAUUUAAAUGAAAAAAAAAAAAAAAAAAAAAAAUCGCGUCUAGAAGACGCUGAGCAAGUAAAGCCGUUUAUAUUUAUGUGACCCACUUCUUGACCGCACAAAGAGCUUUUUAAGGAAAAAAAUUAAAAAAAGAUAUAUAUAUAUAUAUGAGAAGCUUUCGUCUACUGUAAACACAGGCGAACUUCUGUCACCGAUUGAUCGUUUCUGCAGUCUGAAAAAACGGCUACGACGAAUAGUAAUCUGAUCCCGAUAUUUAAUAAUGUUAUUAACGAUAUUAAUAUUAAUAUAUUCAAUAAUUGUUUUAAAAUAGUCUUCCAUAAUUUAUUCGUCAACCCUUUCAUUAUAUCGUGUAAUAUAUUGUAUACACAGUCCAAGAUAUCUAUUUAAUUGUAACGUAUAUAAAAAAAAAGUAAAAUCCAUUCUUUUUGUUUCGAUUUUUCUUAUAAUGUGAUAAUAAAACCAUUUAAUCGAA